Molecule: messenger RNA, 1265 nt
Organism: Tripterygium wilfordii
Lineage: Eukaryota; Viridiplantae; Streptophyta; Magnoliopsida; Celastrales; Celastraceae
Product: EKC/KEOPS complex subunit TP53RK
Exons: 8
Coding region: 164-844 (226 amino acids)
Biological process (GO): protein phosphorylation
Cellular component (GO): EKC/KEOPS complex; cytosol; nucleus
Molecular function (GO): ATP binding; protein serine/threonine kinase activity
Source: RefSeq, a predicted model, not a curated record
AAACCUAAACCUAGUAUCCUAAACCCAGCCGCCUGUCUCUACUGUUUUUACUUCACUGGCUGAUGUCUGAUUAACAAAUAACAAGCAUUCUCUUCAACGAAUCAAAAGGAAAGUCCAGUUGUACGUGAGACACAGUGUUCUUUAAUACUUAGGAAUCCUCAUCAUGGAAAUCAAAGGUCCCAGUGAAGAUGGCUCGCUCAUCCUGUUAAAGCAAGGAGCUGAAGCUAGAGUUUUUGAGGCAACAUUUGUUGGAAGGAAGUCCAUUGUCAAGGAACGCUUUUCAAAGAAGUACAGGCAUCCUUCUUUGGAUUCAAAGCUUACCCUCAGGCGCUUGAAUGCGGAGGCUCGAUGCAUGACAAAAGCAAGGAAACUUGGAGUUUCUACUCCAGUGUUGUAUGCUGUGGAUACUGUGCUGCAUACAUUGACGUUUGAGUACGUGGAUGGUCCUUCUGUCAAAGAUUUAUUUCUCGAGUUUGGGUUAAACGGUGUAGCUGAAGAGAGGUUGGAUGAUAUCGCGGUACAGAUUGGUGAUGCAAUAGGCAAGCUACAUGAUGGUGGCCUCAUUCAUGGGGAUUUGACCACAUCGAACAUGUUAAUUAAGAAGAGUUCCAAUCAACUGGUCCUUAUUGAUUUUGGACUGAGCUUCACAUCAACCCUUCCAGAAGAUAAAGCUGUUGAUUUGUACGUGCUUGAGAGAGCCUUAGUUUCAAUGCAUUCUUCAUGUGGGAAUGUGAUGGACAAAAUACUUGCAGCAUACAGGAAGUCCUCGAAACAGUGGUCAUCAACAUUAAACAAGCUAGCGCAAGUGCGACAAAGGGGUCGUAAACGCACCAUGGUUGGAUGACCCUUCUUGAACUAUUCUUUUGGUAAGGAAUCAAUGGUCAUUCAGAAGACUUUCCACGAGAUCUACUUUCCGUUGAUGCUAGCAGGAUGCUGUAUUACAAUCUAUUAUGGAAAAAGGAAGAACGCAUCAUUGACGAUGAGCAGGAACUGAUAAAGUUGCCGUUGUAUAUGUGCUAAACUUUGUACACUGAAGUUGUUGCGCCAUUUUUAGUCGUGGAAUCUCUCUUUGCUUAUACUAUGUGGGAUUUAAGGAAAGUCGUACUAGAGUUACCAAGUUUCUUACGAACCUAAAAGAGAAUAUUUGGGUUGUUGUACAUUGUAACAGAGGCUUCACCAGAAUAAGGUUUUCUGCAUGUUUUAUUAUUGUCAAGUAAUUGAAGAAUUUAUGCUGAAUAACAUUGUUAUUUGAUUUGGCUUGUUUA